This is a messenger RNA of Electrophorus electricus (electric eel), 898 nucleotides long. RefSeq names its product inverted formin 2. The record is from RefSeq and is a predicted model, not a curated record. NCBI's taxonomy places the organism in Eukaryota, Metazoa, Chordata, Actinopteri, Gymnotiformes, Gymnotidae. Gene Ontology annotation, molecular function: actin binding; small GTPase binding. Gene Ontology annotation, biological process: actin cytoskeleton organization.
UAGUAUAAACUAGAGUGAUUCAUGUCGGAUAAUGACUGUAUCUCCUAGUGAUGCCAUAAAAUAAUACGCGGAAUAUUAGUGAUCUGAGAUCAGUCUGCCAGUAAAAGGAAGUAUUACCUAAGGACAUUUUUGCAGAGACAUUAAUGGAGUAGAGUUGCUUCCAUCUUCCAUCAUCAUCAUCUUCUUCAGCAUGCCAGGCACGUCGGUCCAAAAGAAAUGGGCGGCAGUGAGGGGUCGCCUAGGGUCCUCUCAGGACUUAGACGGCACGCAGGAGGCCAACCUAGAGAACGCCGACCCGGAGCUCUGCAUCCGCCUGCUGCAGGUGCCCACCGUGGUCAACUACUCUGGGCUAAAGAAGAGGCUGGAGGGCAGUGACCAGUCAUGGAUGGUGCAAUUCCUGGAGCUCUCUGGACUUGACAUCCUCCUCGAGGCACUAGACAGGCUCUCUGGGCGGGGGUGCUCACGGAUCGCUGAUGCCCUCCUGCAGCUGACAUGCGUUAAUUGCGUGAGGGCAGUCAUGAACUCUUCUGCAGGCAUUCACUUCAUCGUGGAGAAUGAAGGCUAUGUGCGCAAGCUCUCUCAAGCUCUAGAUACUUCCAACACUAUGGUGAAGAAGCAGGUGUUUGAGCUACUGGCUGCACUGAGCAUGUUCUCUGCAGAUGGAUAUAGAUUGGCAUUGGAUGCUCUGGACCAUUAUAAGGCCGUAAAGACCCAACAAUAUCGCUUCAGUGUCAUCAUGAAUGAGCUCCAAAGUACGGAUAACGUACCUUACAUGGUGACCCUGCUUAGCGUAAUCAACUCUCUCAUCUUCGGCACUGAAGAGCUUCGUCACAGGGACAAGAUGCGCAAGGAAUUCGUCGGGUUGCAGUUGCUUGACUUUCUGCCAAAGCUGAGGUGA